Messenger RNA from Danio rerio (zebrafish), 2652 nucleotides. The record is from RefSeq and is a predicted model, not a curated record. Lineage: Eukaryota; Metazoa; Chordata; Actinopteri; Cypriniformes; Danionidae.
UAGAGAAAGAGGAGCAGGCGCUGAACGAGAAGUAAAUAGUGAGUGAAAAACCCUGAGAGAAGACCAAUAGUUUUCUAGAAAGUGCUGUAGAAAUUAAACAUUAGAUCCUGCAUGGCACAUUCAGCUGACGACAAACUCACAGCGAUGGAUGUGGAGAGGAUUAUCGAGUGCAUAAGAGAGGGCGAUCAGAAAGGACUAAAGGCAGAAUUACAGCAAUUUAAUCGAGAGUACGCACAGUGUUUUUUCUACGAUUUGGAGGAGAGGGAGAGGAAAAAAAGGCAGGAGCUGGAAGAGUUCCGAAAGAAUAAAGUGCGUGAUUAUGUGUCGGACUCCGAUUCAGACUACGAUGAGUCCAGUAACCCAGAUGUUCUUUUAAGACAGGCUCUGGCCACAGUUUUGAUCAGGUUCCUUCAGACUGAACCGCAAGGCCGUGUGCUGAAAGCAUGUCUGAGAUCCCUACGGAUUCUCUCCAGGGACAAGAAGGUUUUGGGGCCGCUGGUCACAGACAGAGCUCUUCUGACUCUAGCACACCUUGGCGGCAUCAGCAACGCCCCUGUACCAAAAGAAGACACUGACGGGGAUGGAGACCCCUACACUGAUGUCAUGGUGGCCAUUUCUGAGCUCAAACUGGGCCGAGCGGAGGAGCCCGAUUAUGAGGAAGACGAUGGUUUUGGGGCAGUAAGCAGUGAAUCCAAUGAGCUGGCGGUUUGGGGGCCUGGAGACUGGUGUGGAGAGAGAAAGGCCAGCACCUUCUCAAACAUGAGCCUCGGGCCAACCCGCAGGAGGAGCAGCGUUUUUAAAGCUCUGAUGCCUGGGAAACGAGACAGCAGAGGAAGUCUGGGAGGAGCCGAGGAGGAGGAGGAAAAAGAUGAGGAGGAAGUCCACAGGAAGGAAGUGAUGAAAAUCUUCUGUAACAUCGUUUACAAUAGUGCUUGGGCACAAGAGAGAGCCAGCGAACUCAGUCUCCUCUGUGGUCUGACAGAGAAGCUCAGUAGGGAGUUUCAUUCGGCUUCCUCCACCGCUGGCCAGUUUUACACACUGCGCUUCAUGUUUUUACUGACAGCGCUGAGACCUGAACUCAGAGCACAGCUCAAACAAGAGGGCGGAGUGCCUCUGUUGACCGCCGUGCUGGAGCGCUGUUUAUCAGUGCAGUGGCGGAGUCAGUAUGAGGUGCUUCUAGACUCCACAGCGCCUCCCAUACGUGUGGAGGAAUCACAGCAGGCGCAGGAGGCCCUCAAGAUCCUCUUUAACAUCACACACAGCACACACACGCAAGAGCCCGAAGAGGAUGACGCGUCUCUCUAUCGCCACCUGGCUGCGGUUUUACGUCACUGCCUGAUGGUUUCCUGUGAGGAGGAGGAAGCUGCAGAUGAGUUGAAGGGGCAUGCAGCCAACACUCUGUCCGCUCUCCCGCUCAGCUGUCUAGAUGUUCUGGUGUGUGUCCCCCUGGCUCCAGACUCACACCAGAUCAAUGGAGCCAACAUGGACUGUGUGCACAACCUGCUCACAUACAUGGAGAGAAAGCUGGAGCAGGGUGAGAAGGUGAAGGAGAGACUGACCCCAGUGCUGAACUUGCUGGCCGAAUGCUCCAGAGCUCACAGAGACACCAGACUCUACCUCAGACAACAGAUUUUGCCUCCGCUAAAAGACGCCAGCACUAAACCUGAGAAGGGAAGCACCAUGAGGAAUCGUCUGGUCAGACUGAUGACCCAUCUGGACACGGAGCUCAAACACUGCGCUGCUGAUCUGCUCUUUGUGCUGUGCAAAGAGAACGUGAGGCGUUUCGUCAAGUACACUGGAUACGGAAAUGCCGCCGGGCUUCUGGCCACAAGAGGUCUGCUCGGAGGUCAAAGGUCAUCAGCCUCUUCAUCAGGCACACGUUACUCCAGCGAUUCAGACUCGGACACGGAGGAGUACCGGCAGAUUAAAGACAAGGUGAACCCAGUGACGGGACAGGUGGAGGAGGAGCAGCACAACCCCAUGGAGGGAAUGACGGAGGAGGAGAAAGAGGAGGAGGCGCACCGGCUCAUCAGCCUCUUCAGCAAACUCUCCAAGGAUAAUGUGAUUCAGCCGAUGGGACUGAAUAAAGAGGGUCUGCUGGUGCCGCUGUCCGAGCUCAGAGAUCUGUCCAUGGAGGAGAAAGAAUCAGAAGAGGAUCCGGACGACCUGGAGAACGUGGAGUAGAUGAAGCCGACAGAACUGACUGGAUCAAAACAUUUAGCAGAUCAACAGCUUAACUCGAAAAACACACACUUAACAUUUACCUGGAUAUAUAGUCCAGUAAUUCAUAUCAAAAAGGUUUGUGGUAAGUAAAACAUAACUCUUAUAAAUACUUUUAUUGAGCCAGGAUUCUUUACAGUUAUCAAAAGUGACAUUAAGGACAUCUAUAAUAUUACAAAAGAUCCCUUUUUCAGACAGACGCUGUUCUCUUAGAGCAAAGAAUCCUAAAUACACAGUAAUAGAUGCUGCGUUCAACACAAUCAAUACACUACAGCCAAUUUAGCUUAUUCAAUUCUCCUAUAGCGCAUGUGUUUGGACUACAGAGGACACUGGAGCACCAGAAGGUAACCCACAUUGACACGGGGAGAACAUGCAAACUCCACACAGAAAUGCCAAAUGACCCAGCCGGGACUUGAACCAGCAACCUUUUUG